CGCUACUCACGGAGCUUACGCAAUGCUCGUUCAGGAAUUAACGCUAGAGGAUGGCGCAUAUUUUAGAAAUUAUGUUAGGAUGAGUAUGGAGGAUUUCAGCGGUUUGUUAUCUCUUGUUGCUCCUCUUGUGUCCAAAACCAACACAAACUUUCGGGAAGCGAUUCCACCAGAGGAUCAGUUGGCAGUAACACUCCGUUUUUUGGCCACAGGGGAUUCCUUUUCGACGUUAAUGUAUCGGCAUAGAAUAUCAAAAAGUGCCAUAUGCAACAUUAUUCUUCGUGUUUGCGAGGCCAUUGUGCAAGUUUAUCCCAAGAAGUGAAGCUUCCUGCUACUGCAGAGGAAUGGCUGAAAAUUGCCAAAGAAUAUGAAGAAAAAUGGAAUUUCCCCAGGUGUUUGGGAGCUAUAGAUGGGAGGCACAUUGACAUUGUGGCACCACCCAACAGUGGAACAGUUUAUUUUAAUUAUAAAGAGCGCUUCAGCAUUGUUUUGCUAGCAAUUGCUGAUGCUAAUUAUAGAAUAAUUUACGCUGAUGUUGGCACGCAGGGGAGGAUUUCAGAUGGUGGUGUCCUUAAAGACACCACAUUUUACAAAAUGUUAGAAACCAAAACUCUAAAUAUACCACCAUCAACUCCUCUUCUUGGUAGGAGCAAGCCUGUUCCAUAUGUUUUCGUUGCUGACGAAGCCUUUGGCCUAGAGGAAAAUAUUGUGAAACCAUUUCCAGGUCUGCAUGAAAAAAAUAGUUGGCAACGUAUUUUUAACUAUAGAGCAUGCAGGGCAAGAAGAGUAAUAGAAAAUGUAUUUGGGAUUAUAAGUGCUGUUUACAGAGUGCUGAGGAAGCAAAUGCUUCUCAGUCCGGAAAAGGCUACAGUGGUGGCACUAGCCUGUGUUUAUUUACAUAAUUUUCUUCAAAACAGAAAAUCUCAAAGUUAUUGUCCAGCAGGAACAUACGACAGAGAGGGAGAUGAUGGCAACGUAAUACCUGGGUCCUGGAGAGACACCCCUACUGUGCUGGAGUCACUGCCAAGAACUGGCCGAAGAACUUCAUUGCUGAAUGACAACAGAAGAUGGUGGUGGUGGUGGCUUGAUGCCAGCAGCUUAUCUUUUGACACAGGACUGUGUAAAGUGAGUAAUAAGCACAAUGAUCCAGAUCAACCAGAUUUGUAG
Messenger RNA from Schistocerca cancellata (South American locust), 1164 nucleotides. RefSeq lists its product as uncharacterized. The coding region runs from base 262 to 1164 and encodes 300 amino acids. The transcript has 3 exons. Lineage: Eukaryota; Metazoa; Arthropoda; Insecta; Orthoptera; Acrididae. The record is from RefSeq and is a predicted model, not a curated record.